Messenger RNA from Dinoponera quadriceps, 5190 nucleotides. It is a transcript of the gene tau, whose product is annotated as serine/arginine repetitive matrix protein 2. Gene Ontology annotation, cellular component: neuron projection. Gene Ontology annotation, molecular function: microtubule binding. Lineage: Eukaryota; Metazoa; Arthropoda; Insecta; Hymenoptera; Formicidae. The transcript is spliced from 10 exons. Gene Ontology annotation, biological process: neuron projection development; microtubule cytoskeleton organization. The record is from RefSeq and is a predicted model, not a curated record. Bases 1 to 3546 code for a protein of 1181 amino acids.
AUGCCGUGCGAGGCCUUUGCGCAUGCGACGCCCUCGCGUCGAGGAGGCUCGACCGAAGAGGAGGAGAACCAGGUCGUCCAGGUGAAGCCAAACACCCCUUUACCACCGCAAGGCUUUCAGGCGCGAUCGCCAGGUCCGCCCCUCUCUCCCAGAAAUUCGAUAAAUAACGGUCCCAUAGGCGCGCCACGACCGGGACCACAGCCGUUGCGCCGACUGGACAGUCGUUCCUCCCUGGGCCCACCAGCCUCGGGCCAAUUCGUCCAGCUCAGACCUUACGGACCGCCGCGGCCGCCGGGAGGAUCUUUCCCUCCAAGGCCACCGCAGCCCGGUCAGCUGCCCCCGCAGAAUCAGCGUUUCGCGUACUCCCCAGGUAUCCGAGGCCCCCCCCCGCCGUCCGGUCAGAGAUCGCCGUUCGUCGGUAACUAUCAACAAGCACGAGGCAACGAGCCGCGGUUCCAGCGACCAGCGCCGGACAUCGCGGCCCAAAACGGGCCACCGCGUAACGCGGAGGCCGCGCCUCACCGACCCGGCCAGGACACCGCUUUUCCCAGGCAGCUGCUGAGAAAUGACUCGGCGCUGAGCCUGCAGCGGCAGCACCUUUCGUCCAACGAGGAGAUCAAGCAGCCGACGCGACCGCGCAUAGUCGUCGAGAGGAUGGCGGACAUAAACGAAACGACCGGCGGCGACGACAAGCCCGAGGCUUACCUGCAGGGGAAAAAGUUGGACGUCCGCGAGAAUGUCGAGAACGACGACGACGAUGACGUAGUGAUGGACAACCAGAAGUCGCCGCGGCACGACGCCAACAGUAUCUCUCCUGAGGUGCUGGUGAACGGCUCCAAGUCGCCGUCGACGCCCAGGAAGCACGAUGACGCCGUUAAAGCCGCGAGCCGGCCGGGAACUGCCGAGAAGCAGGACGUGCCGUCGAAGCCGAUCUCGGCGAACAGCGGCGACAAAGUGUCGAGAGACUCCACCGAGGACGCGAUCGUUUCUCAGAGCAGACCUUCCUCCGCGGUAAGUGGCGGCAAGGACGAAGGACCGACGGGGGAUUCCGCGAAGAGCGACUCGAGCGACAAGUCAUCUCGUCCGCCGAGCGCGAUGUCGAUACCCCACGAGGAGGAAGUGAAACAGCCGCCUGGUAGCCCGUACGGCAGCGACGAGCAGAACCUGAGGACUCCCUCGAGGACGUCGGACAACUCGCGGUCCAGCACCCCGUCGCAGCUGGCUGCCAAGCCGAGCACUCCGGCCGGGCUGGUGGAGCCGGAAUCGAGAACGCUGCUCAAGACUCCGGAUAAAUCGCGCUCGAGCACUCCGGCCGGACUGGAGCCGCCCCAGAGUGCGGGGCAGGAGUCGAGGACGCCGGAGAAAUCGCGCUCGAGCACUCCGGCCGGACUGGAGCCGCCCCAGAGUGCGGGGCAGGAGUCGAGGACGCCGGAGAAAUCGCGCUCGAGCACUCCGGCCGGACUGGAGCCGCCCCAGAGUGCGGGGCAGGAGUCGAGGACGCCGGAGAAAUCGCGCUCGAGCACUCCGGCCGGACUGGAGCCGCCCCAGAGUGCGGAGCAGGAGUCGAGGACGCCGGAGAAGUCGAGCAUCCCGGCUAACCUGACGCCGUCUCCGCAACCGGAACCGGUGGUAUCUCCGGCGAAAACACCGGAGAAGCCGGCGGACUCCGCAGCGGAGCCGAGUAGCGACGAAACCGCCGCGGAACCCGGAAAGCUCUUCGAGAACUCGCACCGUGACAAGUCCGGCGAGGAUACUCUGCAAGUGAAGGAGUCCAGCAGGCCGGCGUCGUCCUUGGACUCGCCCGACAUGGCGGUCGAGAGGGACAGCAAGUCGCCCUCGACGCCGGAGAGCCAGGGCAAACUGUCGGCGCUGACCCCGCCCAGGUCGCCCGAGGAAACCGUGAAGGGCUUCGACAACGGCCGGCAACGGUCUUUGUCCUCGAGGAUGUCUCCCGGCGCCAGCCCUCGCUCACCGAACUCCCCGAAGUCGCCCGGCGGCAGCGCGAAGGAGGGUGAGAAGAAGCGGACCUCCUUCGCCGAGGACACCGUCGCCGACGAGAAGGCGGCGGAGGCAGCGGGGAAAACACCGACGUCUCCGUCGAAGCCUUCCGCGGGGAAGACUCGACGAGCGACCACGCCGGCGAAGCUGAGCGACGAGAAAGCGGAGCCGAAGUCCUCGGAGAAAAAAGCGGUCCAAAACGGCAGUGCGAGCGAGUCGCAAGCUGAUACGGUACCGACUACAAAUGGAGUCGCGGAAUCGCCAACUAAAAAGUCCAAAGAAUCCGACAAGAGAUCGACCGCUGGGUCGCCUACGAAAUCACCUAGCAAAUCCGCUAAAUCGGUACCACGAACUCCCGAAACACCUCCGUCGACUGCCCAAGAGAAAAAGAAGCUGCCGAUGAAUAAAAUUCAAGUCGGCGCGGCGCCCUCCCCGAACUUGAAAACCGUACGGUCGAAGAUCGGUUCUCUGGACAACGCGAGUUACAAGCCGGGCGGCGGCAAAGUGAAGAUAGAGAACAGGAAGCUGGACUUCAGCAAAGCGCAACCGAAGAUCGCCGCGAAGAACGAGAAAUACACGCCCAGCGGGGGCGACAAAAAGAUCGCCCAGCAGAAGCUCCAGUGGAACGCCAAGUCCAAAGUAGGCUCCUUGGAAAACGCCACCUACAAACCGGGCGGCGGUGACAAGAAGAUCGAGACUGUAAAGCUCGAUUUCAAGGACAAGGCGAAACCAAAAGUCGGAUCCAAAGACAACGCGAAGCACAUGCCCGGCGGCGGAGCCGUCAAGUCCGCAACUCCACCUAAGACACCGCAGGAGGCGAAGAACGACAUUCCGACGCAAAAAAUAGAUAUCAAGGCCGAGAGCAAGAUUGGCUCGUUGGAUAAUAUGAAGCACAAGCCGGGCGGUGGUGACAAAAAGAUCUUCAACGACAGAGACUAUCUGCGACAGACGAGUUCUAACGUUGAGAGCUUGAAUGGCAGCGGGUCCCAGGCUCAGACGCCGGUGGAGGACAAUCGCCCGUCGCAGAACGACUCGAAGGCCAACGACACCGAGAUGCCGCAGCCGCCACCCUCUACGCCAACCCGCGUCCGCCACGUCACGUCACCCUCGUCCGUCGUGACACCCCGAGCGGUCAGGAACGGAUUGGCCAAAUCUCCGGACGCCAGCACGCCCAGGAGGCAACUUGUGCAAGAGACGGAGGGUGGUCUGAACGUAGCGGACGAACGGAGCGCAUCUAAAACACCCUCGCCGGAUGCGACGGAGGGUGGAAGCGCAGCGAAGAGUCGCUCGCCGAGGUCGCCACGACCGCCGAGCAGUCUGCGUGUCAAGUCCGCCAGUGAUAGAUCCUCACCUCGAAUGAGCCCGAGCACCCCGAGCAAAACAUCCCCAGGCACGCCGAGGAAAACGUCCCCCAGGGAGUUGCGUCUUCCGAAGCUCGCGUCCUCGCCGACACCGCAGGAAGCGAGCCCGGCACCCGAGAGUCACUCGAAAAUCACUUUACCCAAACUGAUCGAGCCAUCCUCGCAAGCCGCCCGGAUGGCAUACUGAAGCUGUCGAAUCCGACAACAGGCUUUGUAGCGCUUGGCACGUAGGCGCUUCCGGUCGUGUGCACUUCUUCUCGCGCGGGAAGAAACUUUAGUCGAAUUCACGUGACCAUAAACAAAGCGAACGCGUUUUGGCGGGAGGAAACAGAAUUUCUGGCUCUUACAAACUAAAUUUGAUUCUCUACAACCAGAAAUAGUUUUUCCCCUAAUCGAAAUGCGUCUGUUCAUGGUCAGGUAAAUUCGACCAAACUUUUCUCCCGUGAACAUUCACGAUUUCUGUGACCAGUUUGCAGUCGAUCGUCCCUUAAUGAAAAUUUACUUGGACGUUUGCCACAAUUUCGGGACACGUACGAUUUCUGAUACCUUUAUAUGUCACAAAUCUCGAGUUAAAAUAGUUAUAAAAUAGUAAAAUAGUUUAUCUGAGAUUAAAUGAAGAAUAAGGUAUCGUUAUCUACUGAUACACUUUUGUGUACAUUAAUUUACAAAAGUCGAAAUUUUAUAGAUCUUUUGUGAAUUGAGAGAAACUCGAUGUCUCGAUAUUUUUAUUAAGGGGCAAUUUACUCCACAUUAAUUCAAGAACUAGCACGUGAGAGAAAGUGCGCGACCUUUGUGUGAAGCACAUUGUAUAGUCAACGGCUGAAAGGUAGCAAUACGUUUGGUUUCGAUGCGUUUUAAAACACAGAUGAAAAUCGUCAGAGUGAUUAAACGAUUUGCAUCCGUUUUGGAACUCGUCGAAUUGAGAAGUGUUGCAACCUCUUUGCCGCUGACUAUAUGUCUCAUGAAGAAAACGCAAAAUUAACAAUAAUUUAGAAAAAACAACGGUAGAAAGAUUGACAAAUCACACACGCUAUAGUAAAUAUGUCUUCUUUUUAUUAACGUGCAUAGUCCCGUGCAGAAUUGAGCAAAGAUCGACUGAUGAAUCGAUUCUUUUGUUAAAAGAUGAAUUACGUCACUUGUCGAUGAUUUUUCCAAUUUUAUGAUUUCUAUCAAUAACUUUUUUUUCAAUUUGAUUCUAUUUUUUAGCAAUAUAAUUCAUCCUCGGGUCAAAAGUUAAAAAUACUUAAAAAAAACUUAAAAAGAUAACACAUCGCCUAUAUUCCUAAUUCCAGUAAAGAUAAACUUUUCUAUUAUAAAACUAACCUCUCAGUCGCAAACAAAGAAUAUAAUUCGACUAAGAAAUAGGCUGAAGAUUUGAGACGAGAUGGAAUAGGGGCUUGAUCUUUUUUCGCAAGUCCUACUUUUCCAACUAAAUCGUGUAAUUUCCAACCCCGUAUCUUCCUCUAUAUGGAAGAUUGACUCCUAACGGGUGUCGGAAACAAAAGUACCGUUUGGCAUCAAAAGAUGAUAAUGAAUUGUUAACGAUAUUAACUCGAUGUUAUGAGUAGUUUCAAUAUUCUUUACUCCGUCCUUUGCAGCCGUCUAUAAAAAAAAAAAAAUUGAUCAAAACUAGAUUUUUUACAAGGCGUUUUUAACUCUCAUUAUUUAACGUCCGAGCACCGUUGUCAAAAGUAAAUAUAAGAUACACAAUAAUAUUUGAAACAUGAUAACAUAUACACAUAUUCGUACGUUACAGUGUAACGAUAAAUGAAUGGUAAAUUGAAAGAGGAUACGGGAAAUAAUGAAAAAUUGCAAAUAAUAAGAUAUAUAG